GUGCCCACGCCCUCCACCCCCUCCCCGGGCCUAGGACGCAGGCGCGCGCACGCUCCCCGGGCCGGGUAGUGGGGGGGGGGGAGAAGGAGGGGAAGGGAAGGGAAGGGGGGUUGGGUGUCUACUGUGGUGAGUAGACGGCUGCGGGGCACGGAAGCGCGAGGACCUGGCUGCCGGGCAGGUGAACUCUGCACGGGGUCUAGGGCCCGCGGAGGAUUGGGAACGGAGUCGGCGCGCCUUGGGAGCAGGAGUUGCGCCGCUAAGACCCGGAGGUCCUCAAGGGUGAAGCUCCGGCCUAGGCCCUGCGGAGAUGUCCAGCUGCGGCGCUUGUACCUGCGGAGCCUCCGCCGCCCGACUCAUCGCCUCCUCACUCUCCUCCGCGCAGAGAGGUAUUUCUGGUGGUCGCAUUCAUAUAUCAGUUUUAGGAAGGCUUGGGACAUUUGAAACUCAGAUUCUGCGAAGAACUCCUCUUAGAUCCUUUUCAGAAACACCAGCAUAUUUUGCCUCAAAAGAUGGGAUAAGUAAAGAUGGUUCUGGAGAUGGAAAUAAGAAAUCAGCAAGUGAGGGAAGUAGUAAGAAAUCAGGCUCUGGGAAUUCUGGGAAAGGUGGAAACCAGCUUCGCUGUCCUAAAUGUGGUGACUUGUGCACACAUGUAGAGACCUUUGUGUCAUCUACCCGUUUUGUCAAAUGUGAAAAAUGUCAUCAUUUUUUUGUUGUGCUAUCUGAAGCGGACUCAAAGAAAAGUGUAAUUAAAGAACCUGAAUCAGCAGCAGAAGCUGUAAAGUUGGCAUUCCAACAGAAACCACCGCCUCCCCCUAAGAAGAUUUAUAACUACCUCGACAAGUAUGUUGUUGGCCAGUCAUUUGCUAAGAAGGUGCUUUCAGUUGCUGUGUACAAUCAUUAUAAGAGAAUAUAUAAUAAUAUCCCAGCUAAUCUGAGACAGCAAGCAGAGGUUGAGAAGCAGACAUCAUUAACACCAAGAGAGUUAGAAAUAAGAAGACGGGAGGAUGAGUACAGAUUUACAAAAUUGCUUCAGAUUGCUGGAAUUAGCCCACAUGGUAAUGCUUUAGGAGCAUCAAUGCAGCAACAGGUGAAUCAACAAAUACCUCAGGAAAGACGAGGAGGUGAAGUAUUGGAUUCUUCUCAUGAUGACAUAAAACUUGAAAAAAGUAAUAUUUUGCUGCUUGGACCAACUGGGUCAGGUAAAACCCUGCUGGCACAAACCCUAGCUAAAUGCCUUGAUGUCCCUUUUGCUAUCUGUGACUGUACAACUUUGACUCAGGCUGGAUACGUGGGCGAAGAUAUUGAAUCUGUGAUUGCCAAACUACUCCAAGAUGCCAAUUAUAACGUGGAAAAAGCACAACAAGGAAUUGUCUUUCUGGAUGAAGUAGAUAAGAUUGGCAGUGUGCCAGGCAUUCAUCAAUUACGCGAUGUAGGUGGAGAAGGCGUUCAGCAAGGCUUAUUAAAACUACUAGAGGGCACAAUAGUCAAUGUUCCAGAAAAGAAUUCCCGAAAGCUUCGAGGAGAAACAGUACAAGUUGAUACAACAAACAUCCUGUUUGUUGCAUCUGGUGCUUUCAAUGGUUUAGACAGAAUCAUCAGCAGGAGGAAAAAUGAAAAGUAUCUUGGAUUUGGAACACCAUCUAAUCUGGGGAAAGGCAGAAGGGCUGCAGCUGCUGCAGACCUUGCUAAUCGAAGUGGGGAAUCAAAUACUCACCAAGACAUUGAAGAAAAAGAUCGGUUAUUACGUCAUGUGGAAGCCAGAGAUCUGAUUGAGUUUGGCAUGAUUCCUGAGUUUGUGGGACGGUUGCCUGUGGUGGUUCCAUUGCAUAGCCUAGAUGAGAAAACACUUGUACAAAUACUAACUGAGCCACGAAAUGCUGUUAUUCCUCAGUACCAGGCCUUAUUCAGCAUGGAUAAGUGUGAAUUGAAUGUUACUGAGGACGCUUUAAAAGCUAUAGCCAGAUUGGCACUAGAGCGAAAAACAGGUGCACGAGGCCUUCGGUCCAUAAUGGAAAAGCUGUUACUAGAACCAAUGUUUGAAGUCCCUAAUUCUGAUAUCGUAUGUGUGGAGGUUGACAAAGAAGUAGUAGAAGGAAAAAAGGAACCAGGAUACAUCCGGGCUCCAACGAAAGAAUCCUCUGAAGAGGAGUAUGACUCUGGAGUUGAAGAAGAAGGAUGGCCCCGCCAAGCAGAUGCUGCAAACAGCUAAACUGUAACACUGCUGUCCUGUAUAUACAGCUUUUCCUUCUUUUGUUUAGGAUCAUAACUGUCUCUGCAGUCUGAUAUUAAAGGCAUUGGAUCUAUCUUGGAUAUCAUACAUGGUCAGAGAAGCCUUUAGGAUAAGAAUCAGAUCAUGUAUAUUAUUGUAACAUCACAGUGAUUUAACAGAGGAUGUUAUAUGGACUUUAAUUACACGGUAUUUAGACAUAAAAUGUACAUUAUUUUGGUUCAGUUUUUUAAAAAAUAUACUUUAACAAAAUUCUUAGGAACUCUUUUAGGCAGUGAAGGUAUUACAAAACUGGAUUUUACAAUAAUGUUACUCUACAAAUGGGAAAAUAAAUUCUUUAAAAUGGAAUAUUGAGAUACCAUUCUUUAGUGUUACCUUUUUUACUCACGUGCUUCUGAAAAUAUUGGAAUUUUAUUCAUCUUAAAAAUUGGACCAGGUAGUUUUCAAGUAGUUAAAAAUUUCAUUGAAAAAUACCCUGAAGAACUAUAUUUUGAUAAUUGAUCAUUGGUUUAGCUGUAUUCCUUGUCUUCUUAUCUGCUAAUGCAUGACACUAACUUCCCAAAUGGUUCUGUAAAAAAGGCCAUUUUCUUACCAACUUGUCUGAUUUAUUUACCAUCUUUUUUUUUUUUGUUUUGAGACAGAGUUUUGCUCUUGUUACCCAGGCUGGAGUGCAAUGGCGCGAUCUCGGCUUACCGCAACCUCCGCCUCCUGGGUUCAGGCAAUUCUCCUGCCUCAGCCUUCUGAGUAGCUGGGGUUAGAGGCACGCGCCACCAUGCCCAGCUAAUUUUUUGUAUUUUUAGUAGAGACGGGGUUUCACCAUGUUGACCAGGAUGGUCUCGAUCUCUUGACCUUGUGAUCCACCCGCCUCGAACUCCCAAAGUGCUGGGAUUACAGGCUUGAGCUAUCGCGCCUGGCCUAUUUACCAUCUUUUUUAAAGACAGAGUCUCGCUAUGUCCCAGGUUGGAGUACAGUGGCUUGAUCUCUGCUCACUGCAACCUCCAUCUCCUGAGUUCAAAUGAUGCUUCUGCCUCAGCCUUCGGGAUUGCAGGCAUGCACUACCCUGCUCAGCUAAUUUUUGUAUUUUUAGUAGAGGCAGAGUUUCACCUUGUUGGCCAGGCAGGUCUCGAACUCCUGACCUUGAGAUCUGCCAGCCUCGGCCUCCUAAAGUGCUGGGAUUUCAGGCGUAAGCCACCGCACCUGGCCUUAUUUACCAUCUUUAUUACAUUUUAGUGCUCUGGGUGAGUACAUGGAAUUGAAGUCUGCCUUAAAUCUUCAGAAAGAUACAUACCUAUUUUAUUUUAUUUCUUCGAAACAGAGUCUUGCUCUGAUUGUGCCAGGCUGUAGUGCAGUGGCACAAUCUCAACUCACUGCAACCUCUGCCUCCCAGAUUCAAGCAGUUCUCAUGCCUCAGCCUCCUAAAUAGCAGGGACUACAGGUGCGUACCAUUACAGCUGGCUACUUUUUUUAAUUUGUAGCAGAGACGGAGUUUCGCCAUGUUGCCCAGGCUGGUCUUUUAACUCCUGAGCUCAGGCAAUACAGCCACCUUGGCCUCCAGAAGUGCUAGGAUUAUAGGCAUGAGUCACCACAUCCAGCCAGGAAGAUACAUAUCUAAUUCUAUAAAUAGCAUGCAGUAUCAAUCAUGGUAACAGCCAUGUGCUGACCUAAAUAAAAUUUCCUGAUAUUGUGUACUUAACCUGAAGUACUGAACUAGUUUUUUGUUUGUUUGUUUUGCUUUUUGGUGCUGAACAUUGGUCUAAUUCUUUGGCUUCUUAGAAUGUUAAUGUCUGUUUUGCUAUCAGCCAAAGUAAAUAUGUUCACACUAACAUAUAAGUUAAUAACCUUCAUUAUACAACAAAGCUAAAAAGUGGUGGGAUAUUUGGGGUCUUAAUGAAAAUUGUAUCAUUUCCAUAAAUACUAAAAUAUGUGGGUACCUUUUAAGCUUUUUUUCUUUCCUUCUAUAAUGGUGAUACAAGUUAUAUAUUCAUUCAGUUUAAUCUCAUUUGAAAUUGUUUAAAUCAGAGUACAUGUAAAUAUACUUUUUUUGUUUACAGCUUCUUGUACUUUCCUUUUACACAGUUUUUCUUAGGGAAAAACUUAAGCUAUUAGGAAAUUCUAAAUCUUGUUGAUGAAGAGUUGGGCUUUCUAUGAUAGAAUAAAAGGGAUAUAAGGUAUUUAUGGCUGGGAUAGGAUCUGAAAUGCACUUUGUGUUAUAGUGUGUUAAGGCUGGUUGCUAUAGUAUGGAACAGAAACACCUCUCCUCCUUGGUCUCCCUAGUAAUGGUUUGAGUUCUCCCCAGGAAGUCUUACAUAUUAUAAGUAUGUUCAUGACCUUUCCCUUAUAGCAUCAUUUUCCUUUUUGUAGAGUGGAAAUCAGAGUAGCUGCUAAACAUAUUAAGAGUAAUCCUCCAGAAACGGACUGGGAGGCAUUUUCAUCACAACAACUUACAUUUGGCUUUGGAAGUUGUUAACAAAGCAUAAUCAAUGUUUUUAAAUCAAACAGAAUUUGUAUCUUGGAACUUACAUUUUGACAUUUGAAUAAAACAACGAGACUAAAUAAAUGAAA
Molecule: messenger RNA, 4789 nt
Organism: Callithrix jacchus (white-tufted-ear marmoset)
Lineage: Eukaryota; Metazoa; Chordata; Mammalia; Primates; Cebidae
Gene: CLPX
Product: caseinolytic mitochondrial matrix peptidase chaperone subunit X
Biological process (GO): protein folding
Cellular component (GO): mitochondrial matrix
Molecular function (GO): zinc ion binding; ATP-dependent protein folding chaperone; ATP hydrolysis activity
Source: RefSeq, a predicted model, not a curated record